Molecule: messenger RNA, 4761 nt
Organism: Acanthisitta chloris (rifleman)
Lineage: Eukaryota; Metazoa; Chordata; Aves; Passeriformes; Acanthisittidae
Product: ATP-binding cassette sub-family A member 8-B-like
Exons: 37
Coding region: 1-4761 (1586 amino acids)
Biological process (GO): transmembrane transport; lipid transport
Cellular component (GO): intracellular membrane-bounded organelle; membrane
Molecular function (GO): ABC-type transporter activity; ATP hydrolysis activity; lipid carrier activity
Source: RefSeq, a predicted model, not a curated record
AUGGCCAUAGGGUUGGGCUCUGGCACUGAGCCCUCUCCAGAGCUGCAAAAGGACCAGGAGCUUGGACAUCUCAGAGCUGGAGACCUAGUCUUGAUGGAAAACACAUUAUCAGCUGGGAAAAUGCAGAGGAUAUCCAAGCAAGCCUCAAAAAUAUUUCAGCAAACCAGUGCUCUCCUAUGGAAAAAUAUUCUUCUGGUGUGGAGGAUGAAGACAGAAAGUUUUCAGGAAUGGAUUUCAUUGGCAGUUUUCCUCUUCGUCCUCCAACAAUUAGGAGAUAACAUAAUUCACUACUCGACGCGAGAAUUCCCUUACAAGUUCCUGGGCCAGUUGGAUGACCCAGCCUACAACGCCACGGGAGUGCCACUGGUGUACACACCUGGCACCAGCACCACCAGGCACAUCAUGAGCAAAGUGGCCUCAGCUUCAGCCAUGGCAGGUGUAAUAAUAGAAGAGAUGGAAAAUGAGGAAAAAGUAGAAGAUGAAGCAGCUGAGAAGAAAGAAGCUGUUGGUGUUGUUUUCAAGGAGGAUUUGUCCUACAGCAUCAGAUUUCAACCGAACAGAAUGGUGUUGCCAGAUGAUGUCUUUGAACACCUUGAAUCCUGCUGGGAUUAUACAUCAAGUUACUGCAAAACUCCUUUUUACUGGUUUGGGGGUUUCCUCUCCCUGCAGUCCAGCAUUGAUGCAGCACUCAUAGAAAUGGAAACCAACCAUUCUGUCUGGAAAGAGAUGCAGACAAUUACUGGAGUCCAACUGAGGUCCCCCAUGAUGACACCUGUGUUUAAACUGGAUUACACUUGGUUCAUUAUUUGUGUUGUAGUCUGCUACUCCCCAUUUAUGUACUUUGUGUCAGUCAAAGUUCUAAGGGAGAAGAAGAGGCUCAAAGUAUUAAUGAGAGCAAUGGGUUUGCAAGAUAUUGCCUUCUGGUUCUCCUGGAGCUUGUUGUACAUCGUGUACAUCUCAGUAGCAGCUGCUCUGCUGACACUGGUCACCUUGAGUGAAGUCUUCCGUCAAUGCAGCUUUUCUGAGCUAUAUUUUCUUUAUUUCUUUUAUGGCAUAGCAUCUAUUCACUUCACUUUCAUGCUCAGCUUAUUGGUAAACCAGCCAAAUAUUGCCAGUUUCGUGGGGUUUGUCCUUCACAUCCUCUUUGGAUCAUUGGGGUUUUUGACACUGUUUGAGAAACUUCCACCUUCUUCAGAAUGGAUUUUGAAUAUCUUCAGCCCUUUUGCCUUCACAGCUGGUCUAGCUACGGUGGUAAAAUUAGAAAAAUAUGGACCAGCCUCUACCCCAGAAUUGUACCCUUUCUAUAAUCUAUACCUCAUCCUGAGCCUUGACAGUGUCCUGUAUUUCCUGCUGGCUAUCUACUUCGACAAGGUUUUGCCUGGAAAAUAUGGAAUACCAUACCCUCCUACCUUCUUCCUGAGACCAUCCUACUGGAUGAAGCCCAGGAAUGGGCACGUGGGGGUGCAAGGAGGCAGUGAGAGAAACCAUGACCCUGUGCUCAGCAGCAACACCGAGCCAAUGCCUCCAGGCUUUGAAGGGAAGGAAGCAAUCAGACUAAACAAUAUUAAGAAAACCUACAAGAAGAAGGACAAGAGUGUCGAAGCUUUAAGGGGUUUGUCCUUAAACAUAUAUGAAGGUCAGAUCACUGCAUUACUUGGCCACAGUGGAGCUGGGAAAACUGCUCUCUUAAAUGUGCUCAGUGGAUUUUCCAAACCUUCAGCAGGUUCUGCAAUGCUGUACAACUACAACGUUUCUGAAGUAUGGGAUAUGGAAAGAGUUCAGGCAAUGGUUGGGGUUUGCCCCCAGCUUAAUUUGCACUUUGAAACCUUAACAGUGAAGGAAAACCUGAAAACUUUUGCUCACAUCAAGGGGAUUCAGUGGAAGGAAGUAGAGCAAGAGGUGCAAAAAGUUCUCGUGAUGUUGGACCUCACUGACCUUCAGAAUGUUUAUGCUGAUACUCUGACUGGGGGACAGAAGAGAAAAUUGUCUCUUGGAAUUGCAAUCUUAGGAAAUCCCCAGGUGUUGCUCUUGGAUGAGCCAACAGCUGGGUUGGAUCCCUGCUCCAGGCACCACGUGUGGAGCCUUCUGAAGGAACGCCAGGCUGGACGCGUGACCCUCUUCACCACCCAGUCCAUGGAGGAGGCUGAUGCUCAUGCUGAUCGGAAAGCUUUCCUCUCAAAUGGCACAUUAAGGACUGUUGGCUCAUCUCUGUACUUGAAGAGAAAAUGGGGACUUGGCUACCACUUAAGGAUGCAAAUAAACAACCUGUGUGAUCCAGAGAGUAUCUCAUCCCUGGUCAGGCAGUACAUCCCUGAUGCUGUGCUCAAAGGACACACAAGGGAUGAGCUGUGUUAUAUGCUGCCUCUGGAAAACACUGAUAGCUUCCCAGAUCUGUUCAGCCACCUCGAGAACAACCUGUUGCAGGGGGUUGUUAAAUAUGAGGUUACCAGGACAACCCUGGAAGAUGUUUUCCUGAAGCUGGAGGGUGAGGAAGCCAAGGAUCAAGAAGGAGACAGAGACCUUGAGGAGUGUUACCAAAGCCUCCCAGUGUUUUCCAAGCAGGGAAUCAUGGCAAUGAGUGGGAUGAAGCUCUGGAGGCAGCAAGUGUGUGCUGUGAUGAGAGUUCGGCUCUUAAAACUAAAGCACGAAGGAAAGAUGCUCAGGUCCAUAUUGCUGUUACUUGGAGCCUUUGUCAUUCUCGUGCUGAUGAUGUUCAUUAUGCUUCAACUGUGGCACAGCUCCAUCAGCUGGGAAUUUUCGGCCAGUCCUUAUUUUCUUCCCACUAACAGGAAAAGGACAAAUAGGUCAACAAACCUCCUCAUCCUCAACGACACAGGAGCAGAAAUUGAGGAUUUCAUUGCUGCUUUGAAGAUUCAAGGCAUAACCCCAGAGAUAAGCCUUGAGAAAAACAUCACAAGCCUUCUACAUCAUAAUGGAGCUAUAAAAGUCUCCCUGGAAGGCAAGAGCUACCAGUUCACGGUCAUGUGUAGCCCAGAACCUAUCAGCUGUUUCCCUGUGCUCAUGAACAUCCUCAGCAACACCUUCCUAAGGCUCUUCAACUCCACCAAGCGCAUCCGUGUCUGGAGUGAACUCUUCCACAGAACACAAAGCAUCUCUAUAAAGAGCUAUAUUUUUUUCAACUGUCUCAGCUACCUGCUGAUUUUGGCUGCUGGUUUGCCUCCUCUCUUUGCAGCGAGCAGCAUGGAGGAUUACAAGGUAAAGGCUCGCACUCAGCUGCGGCUCGCGGGGCUCUUCCCCUCGGCAUACUGGUGUGGGCAGGCACUGGUGGACAUCCCUUUCUUCUGGACCCUGAUAAGCCUCAUGUUUGGGAUCUUGGUGCUCUUCAGAUUCACCUGGCCCUUGACAGCCAGCACCAUUCUGCUCAUGAUCAUUUGCGUCAUUGGUUAUGGAGCAUCUCUUGUCCUCCUUGUCUAUUUAAUUGCCUUCAAAUUCCGCACGGGACGAAGCAAUCGCUACAUUUGGUCUUUAAUGUUCAUUCUGCCCUACGUCCACUGUGUGAUUUUUGCUUUCCUCCUGCGCUGUUUGGAGAUGAGAUAUGGAGAACCAGUUGCAAGACUUGAUCCUAUCUUCAGGAUCCAGCAGAGGAGAGUGGUCACCUGCCAGAACAAGGACUACCCUGGAGAGGAGCCCCCAGAAGUCCAUGCAGAGAGAGAGAGGGUGAGGAGUGCCAUGGCCUCUAUGCAGCAGGAUGAGGAGUUGGUUGUCGUCGUCAACAGUUUGCGCAAGGAAUAUGAAGUCAAGAAAGUCACUUCCAUCUGCAAGAAAAAGAAGAAACUCGCUGUCCAAAAUCUCUCUUUCAGUGUUAAAAAAGGAGAAAUAUUAGGUCUCUUAGGACCCAACGGAGCUGGAAAAACCACAACCCUAAACAUGAUCUCUGGACACUUAACCCUGACUGCUGGGGAGGUGCUGCUCAGAGGCCACGAUGCAGUCACUCUGUCCCCAGGGCAGGGCAGCCCAGGCUGCCUGGGUUGUUGUCCCCAGCAGAAGCUGCUCUGGCCAGACCUGACAGUGCUGCAGCAUCUGGAGACAUAUGCUGCUGUGAGAGGGAUGAAGAAAGAAGAUGCAGCUCUCACCAUCAGCUGCAUGGCAAAGGCCUUGGAUCUCCUGAAACAUUUCAAAACCCCAGCUAGGAGAUUAGCAGCUGGAGAAGCCAGAAAGCUAUGUUUUGCUCUGAGCAUCCUGGGAGACCCAACAGUGAUGCUCUGGGAUGAGCUGUCGGUGGGGAUGGACCCGAGAGGGCAGCGCUGCAUGUGGAAAGUGAUUCAGAACAUCAUGAAAAGCCAGGAGAGAUCAGCCAUCCUCAGCAGCCACUGCCUGGAGGAGAUGGUGACAAUGUGUGACCGUGUGGCCAUCCUGGUCUCGGGGAGGCUACGGUACAUAGGCUCUCUUGAGGAUCUGAAAAGUAAGUUUGGCACAAGUUACAACCUAGAAGUCAAAGUGGCCGACGUGGGGCAGAGUGAUGCUGUCCAUGCUGAAAUGCUGAAGCUGUUCCCCCAUGCAGCUUGUCAACAAAGGACUUCUUCUUUGCUCAUCUAUAAGAUACCCAUGGCAGAUGCUCUACCUCUGUCCUGCUCUUUCUCCAAGCUAGAAGCAGCUAAACAGAAUUUCAGGCUUGAGGAGUAUAGCUUGUCACUGAGCACUUUGCAGCAGGUGUUUAUAGACCUCACCAGGGACACAGAGGAGCUUGGCCUGGAUGUGGCACCCAAAGGAGCCUUAGAGCAGAGGUCACUUCACCCCUGA